AUGGAGAAGAGGGUGACGAUCAUUGGAGCAGGAAUUUCCGGACUUCUUGCCUGCAAAUACUCAAUUGCCAAGGGACUCAAACCCAUAGUCUUGGAAGCUCAUAGCACCAUUGGAGGUGUUUGGGCUCAAACCUUGGAGUGCACUAAACUCCAGAAUGUCAAAGAAUUCAACUCCAAAGUCACCACUAUAGAUUAUACUGGGGAGUCUCAUGUAGAGAUGAAGGGAUGGGAUCAGUGGGGUGGAGCAGGUAAAGCAUUUGGAUCCGAGGGAAAAUGGAAAGUACUAGCGGAAAACACACAAGACAGCCUUACGGAGGAAUAUGAAGUUGAGUUUGUUGCUCUUUGCAAUGGAAGAUUCAGUGGUCUAUCAAACAUCCCAGAGUUCCCUCAAGAUCAAGGCCCAGAAGUAUUCAAUGGUAAGGUGAUGCAUUCAGUGGACUACUCUGCUAUGGACAAUGCAGUUGCUGUAGAAUUUCUUAAAGGAAAGAGAAUUGCAGUCAUAGGUUCUUCUAAAUCUGCAGUAGACAUAGCAGUCGAAUGUGCCAAUGCAAAUGGUGAGAAAACUUUCACUUACUUCACAUGCAUUUUGUCUUUCGGAGGCAACUUCAAUGUCUACUUCUGGGGAGUUAGUCUUGGUGUCUUAUACUUCAAUCGCUUCGCAGAACUCUUGUUUCACAAGCCUGGCGAAACCUUCCUACUCUGUGUUUUGGCCACCCUAGUUUCACCUUUGAGGUGGGUAAUCUCAAAAUUUGUGGAGAGCUAUCUUCGAUGGAAACUCCCGUUGAAAAUGUAUGGAAUGAUACCGAAAGUCAGCUUUUUUCAAAAGAUUGCUUCUUGUCUAAUCAUCAUGCUGCCUGAAAUUUUCUAUGACAAAGUGAGAGAAGGAAGUAUCAUUUUAAAGGAAUCACAGAGCUUCAGCUUCUACAAACAAGGUUUGAUUAUUGAUGGAGAAGUUGAGCCUCUCAAGACAGAUCUUGUCAUCUUUGCCACUGGAUGUAGAGGCAGAUGUCAUCCACGAAUUCCACGACUAGCGAUAAUAGGACACUCGGAGAGCCUCGGCAGUCUAUACACCUUCGAAAUCAGGUGCCAGUGGCUUGCACAUUUUCUUGAUGGAACCUUCAAAUUGCCAAGUAUAAAGGAAAUGGAAAAGGAUAUUACAAUGUGGGAAAAUUACCAAAAACAAUAUGCUGGCAAGUCUUAUCAAAGAUCUUGCAUUGGUGCUCUUCAUAUAUGGUACAAUGAUCAGUUGUGCAAAGACAUUGGAUGCAAUCCCAGAAGAAAGAAGGGCUUCUUUCAAGAUUUGUUUGAACCUUAUGGACCCACAGACUAUGUACAACUCCAGCCUGAAUCAAGAUGUGGAUCUAAAGAAACACAGAAAACAGAAUGA
This is a messenger RNA of Ilex paraguariensis (yerba mate), 1386 nucleotides long. The record is from the annotation of a GenBank genome assembly. NCBI's taxonomy places the organism in Eukaryota, Viridiplantae, Streptophyta, Magnoliopsida, Aquifoliales, Aquifoliaceae.